AUGCCCAUCAAGAUUCCCGCCAACUCGCCGGCCGAGCGCAUCCUCGGCGAGGAAGGCGUCGAGCUGAUCGAGACGGAGGUGGCCCUGCGCCAGGACAUCCGCCCCUUGCGGAUCCUGCUGCUCAACCUCAUGCCCAUCAAGAUCGCCACCGAGGUACAGAUCGCGCGCCUGCUCAGCCACACGCCGAUGCAGGUCGAGCUGGGGCUGCUGACCACCAGCAGCUACACGCCGCACAACACCUCGCGCGAAUACCUGCAGACCUUCUAUCGCACCCUCGACGAGGUGCGCGACGAGCACUUCGACGGGCUGAUCGUGACCGGCGCGCCGGUCGAGCGCCUGCCCUUCGAGGCGGUCGAGUACUGGUCCGAGCUGCUGGACAUCCUGGCCUGGGCCAAGACCAACGUGUUUCGCCGCCUCUACCUCUGCUGGGGCGCGCAGGCGGCGCUCUGGGCCCAGUUCGGCAUCGAGAAGCUGCUGUUCGAGGAGAAGCUGUUCGGCCUCUACGAGCAGGAGGUGCUGACGCCGCGCCACCCCGUGCUGCGCGGCUUUCCCGACGUCUUCCAGGUGCCCGUCUCGCGCUACUCCGGCGUGCGCCGCGCGGACAUCCAGGCCCACCCGGAGCUGGAGCUGCUGAUCGACUCGGCCGAGUCGGGCCCCUGCAUGGUCGGCCACCGCGCCACCGGCGACCUCUACAUGUUCAACCACCUGGAAUACGACACCCGCACGCUGCACGACGAGUACCAGCGCGACCUCGACCGCGAGGCCGGCAUCGCGCCGCCGCGCAACUACUUCGCCGACCCGGACCUCAGCCGGCCGCGCCCCAACGUCUGGCGGCCGCUGGCCUACCUGCUGUUCAGCAACUGGAACUACUGGCUCUACGAGGACACGCCGCACGACCUCUCGAUCCUGCGCCAGGCGCAGACCAAGGAGCCGGCGGCGUAG
Symbiodinium necroappetens is the source of this 942-nucleotide messenger RNA. The record is from the annotation of a GenBank genome assembly. Lineage: Eukaryota; Dinophyceae; Suessiales; Symbiodiniaceae.